Anthonomus grandis grandis is the source of this 1105-nucleotide messenger RNA. RefSeq lists its product as uncharacterized. Lineage: Eukaryota; Metazoa; Arthropoda; Insecta; Coleoptera; Curculionidae. The record is from RefSeq and is a predicted model, not a curated record. Gene Ontology annotation, molecular function: nucleic acid binding. The transcript is spliced from 2 exons. The coding region runs from base 65 to 409 and encodes 114 amino acids.
AAAAAACGUUGUGGACCGAAUAAUUCGGACCCAUGGGCAUGUUGCUCUUCGCACACCUCCAUACAUGUGCGAAUUAAAUCCGAUCGAAUUGAUUUGGGCGCAACUAAAAAAUUAUAUUCGAUCUCACAAUACAACGGGUGAUUUGGCAAUGAAAAAUUUGGCACAGUUAGUCCAGGACGGAAUUGAGUCUAUAACUCCUUUACACUGGGCAAACUGUUGCAAACAUGUCAUGGAGAUUGAAAAUAAAUUCUGGGAGACUGAUCAAAUAAUGGAGGAAGUCGAACAACUUAUUAUUACGAAUGCUGAUGGUAACGAUGAUAGUGAUGAUGAUUCUUCUGACAGCGAUGAAGAAAGCGACAAAGAAAAUUAUAUACAAGCCUUAGAAAACGUCGACCAAGAACCGGGUUAAAACCUAUUGCUAGUACAUAUGGGAUGUGUGGCGGACAGAGUUAAUCUUUAUUAAUCUGGCACACACAUGUCAGGGUUCUAGAUUGACUUGGCAAAACUAGAAAACUAGUCAAGAGUGACAAAAAUAAGACAGCUAAUUUUUACUUUAAAAAAUAAAAUCCAUCCUUAAUUCGGAUAGAAAUUCAAAUUUAAAUUUAUCAGCAAAAAUUAUUAAUCCGAAACCAAAUUUCUUGAACUUCUUGUAUAACCUUAUUAUAAGUUUCAUAUUAUUUUUACUUAAUCAUUGUGUAAAUUAUUAGUUCAUUUUUAACUGUUUUACAUGAAUUUAUCAUAUUUAUUCUAAUUAAAAAAAUAAUAUUAUUAAAUUAAAAAUAAAAUCGCCCGUCACUGAGGCAGCCGAAUUUCUUACACAAUUCGCCUCUGCCCCCUCAGCCGUUGUUACGGUUCUCUCGGUUGUAGGACUGUAACUCGAUUUUAUUCAAAGAUCAGCAGGUCUUUGAGAAGUUUCAGACUGCUAUAUUUUGUUGUAAAGUGUAAAUAAAGGUGAAGCUGCUAAAAUGCGAACUUCUGAAUGGGCUAAAAGUUACCGGGCCGGCCAGGAACUCUGUCCCUGCUUUGGUUUGCGCUGACGUUCGUUAAUGAAAUUAUUAGGUUAUUUACAGUUUCUUUUCAGCGAUUCCCAUAACUCCUAUUUAUG